AUGAAGCAUGGCGUAGCAUUUCGGAAACUUUCGCGGACUUCGUCUCAUAGAAUGCUCAUGCUACGCAGGAACAUGGUCACAUCCCUCAUAGAGCAUGAACAAAUCAAGACGACUCUUCCAAAGGCUAAGGAGGCUGCAAGACUCGCAGAAAAACUUAUUACACUUGGCAAGAAAGGCGAUCUACCAGCGGCUCGAAAAGCUCAAGGUUUCUUGCUUGAACACACCUUAAUUCCCAAGGUGUUUGGUGCUCUGGCACACAGGUAUGCAAAUCGCCCAGGAGGAUACACACGUAUCCACAAAUUCGGCAACCGAAAAGGCGACAAUGCUCCUCAUGCGAUUCUGGAGCUCGUCGACAACCCGCGGGACCUGCGAUUUGAAAUGACCGCCCGAGCAAUAGGCUGGGAGCUCCUUGGAAACUCACUUUCUCGGGGCUCGGAGCAUGUUGUCACCAAUGGUAUCGAAGGUGUCGAAAAAGUCAUCAAACACGAAAAAGCUGCUGUGAAACCCGGUUUUCUGCACGAGGGGAUUGGUGGUCGAUUACGGCGAGUCACACAGGAAAACUUGAGGAAAGUGCUUCGAUACCGGCCAAGUACAGGAAUGAGAGAGCUAAGUGCAAAAGCCGAGGAGCACAUUGUUCGUACUUUAAAUGCCAUCUUUAUCUUGACCUCGUUGCAUUGA
Messenger RNA from Fomitiporia mediterranea MF3/22, 678 nucleotides. Its product is annotated as ribosomal protein L17. The record is from RefSeq and is a predicted model, not a curated record. The transcript is spliced from 3 exons. The coding region runs from base 1 to 678 and encodes 225 amino acids. Gene Ontology annotation, biological process: translation. Lineage: Eukaryota; Fungi; Basidiomycota; Agaricomycetes; Hymenochaetales; Hymenochaetaceae. Gene Ontology annotation, cellular component: ribosome; mitochondrial large ribosomal subunit. Gene Ontology annotation, molecular function: structural constituent of ribosome.